AUGAAGAGUUUCCAAAUCGCCACGUUCCUCGUGAUUGUCGCCACGGUUGCUGGUCGACCACGGCCAAAGGCCCAGACCACAGUGGAUCCUGCCUAUCUGCGACAGUACUACGCACACCUGGCCCAGGCUAACCAGGCCGGAGAGUCCUCAGGCGACGCCACACCCAUCUACGAACCCUCGAACCAGGACGUCUCGCCGCACUACUCACACCCCUCGCAAGCUCCCAAGACAGCCUAUGUGUCACCCACUGUCCGGCAGUAUCAUCAGCAGCAGUCGCAGCCGCAGCAGCAACAGCUCCACUACGUGAGUAGUCCCCAGAGCGGCGGCUACAAGUCAUCCGGGAAGACCUCCCACCAUCGUCCAUCCUACCAAGACGAGGAACCGGAAGACCAUGAUGUAAGUAUCCGCCGAAGAUCACUCCCCGCGCGUCUCGCGUGA
This is a messenger RNA of Phlebotomus argentipes, 438 nucleotides long. RefSeq lists its product as uncharacterized. The coding region runs from base 1 to 438 and encodes 145 amino acids. Lineage: Eukaryota; Metazoa; Arthropoda; Insecta; Diptera; Psychodidae. The record is from RefSeq and is a predicted model, not a curated record. The transcript has 3 exons.